AUGAACGGUAAACAAAACAUUGAGACGUCGAGCCUUUAUUCAGAGAUUCGGUGCCAUUAGCCCCUAGCCAUAACAACAAAAAAUGGAGUUGAACGUAUAUUUGGCUCAAAUUAAAAAGGAACCUGAAGGAGCCAGUGCUACUGUGCGGGAGCUCAAGAUUCCCAAUAAGUACGAUUCGUUCUCACCAGAUACUGUAGGCGUAUGUGCAUCCGAGCGUCAGCAGACAAGUGGGCAGACUGAGGCUUUGAAUUUUAAACAGACUCUUCCUGAUACCGUCCAUAAUGAAACGAAUAUAAUUGAUAACAUAUACGAGGAUAGUUUUGGAAGCAUUAAUGCCGGCAGUAAGCCUCCAAUAUUACCCGGGCCAAAAACGCAGUCUGAGGAUCAGGUAGGCAAUGUUUCGAAGUUGCGCAAGCGAAGCUACUGCGCCAAUAAGUUGUUCGACUGUGAGGUAUGUGGCAAAGAAUUCCUUCGAAAGCAUGAUCUGCAUCGGCACGUAAACACUCACACUAGCGAGCGACAGUAUAAAUGUGAAAUUUGUGGCAGAGAAUUCCUUCAGAAAUUUCACCUGCAAAACCACUUUACCACCCACACUUGCGAGCGCCCCUACAAAUGUGAAAUAUGCGGCAAUGUAUUUGCCCGGCGGGAUAGCUUAGUUGCUCAUAAACUCAUUCACAGUAGUGAUCGACCUCACAGGUGUGAGGUGUGUGGAAAAGAAUUCCUGCUAAGACAUCGCCUGGAGCUACACAGUGUUACACACACUGGCGAACGAGCAUACAAAUGUGAAAUAUGUGGCAAAGAAGUCCGCCAGAAACGUUAUCUGCAGCAACACCUCAACACUCAUACAGGCGAGCGCCCGUACAAAUGUAAAAUAUGUGCCAAAGAAUUUACCCAGCAGGGUAACUUGAUCACGCACAUGCUCAUUCACAGUAAUGAACGAUCGCAUAAGUGCAAUGUGUGUGGCAGAGAAUUCGCGCGGAAGCAGACGCUACAACGACACAUUACCAGUCACAUGGGCGGACGAACACAUAAAUGUGAUAAAGAAUUCUUUCAGAAGACUAGCCUAAAACAGCACGUUGCUAUCCACACUGACUAAAGUCUGUAUAAAACUAAUGAACGAGCGCAUGGUAUAAAUGUAUAACGGCAGUAAGCAGUCGCUUAUGCGCAAAGGGUGUGGCAAAGAAUUUUCUGAAGUCAUCCAGUUUGAGAUAUACUAACAUCUAGCUGUUAGUAAAAGAUAGCACCAUGGAAAUUAUGAAUGAACUGGCCGAAACAGAUGCAUCCCAGAAGAUAAAAAAUCAAGUGGUAGGCGGUCAAUAGUUAGUAUAAAUCCGCGAUUAAUUAACAGAUUGAUGAUGAUGCACGGUUCUUCCCGCCUCUGGCCUGCGAAAAUUAGAAUUGUAGAGUUACUGUGAAAUAUGUGAUAUUAACUGAAGGGACCUGUAUUUUGUAAUGUGCGUAAUAUGAGAACAUACGCAUUAUUAUUUGGAAUGCCGAUACCGAAAUACGAUGUUUUCUAAACAAAUAAACAUUUUUUCAAGGAAAUUUGCCAUUUCGAAAAUU
This is a messenger RNA of Topomyia yanbarensis, 1563 nucleotides long. Its product is annotated as zinc finger protein 239-like. The coding region runs from base 83 to 1096 and encodes 337 amino acids. The record is from RefSeq and is a predicted model, not a curated record. Gene Ontology annotation, molecular function: DNA-binding transcription activator activity, RNA polymerase II-specific; RNA polymerase II cis-regulatory region sequence-specific DNA binding. Gene Ontology annotation, cellular component: nucleus. Lineage: Eukaryota; Metazoa; Arthropoda; Insecta; Diptera; Culicidae. The transcript is spliced from 2 exons. Gene Ontology annotation, biological process: regulation of transcription by RNA polymerase II.